Gadus morhua (Atlantic cod) is the source of this 3744-nucleotide messenger RNA. RefSeq names its product nuclear receptor-binding protein. NCBI's taxonomy places the organism in Eukaryota, Metazoa, Chordata, Actinopteri, Gadiformes, Gadidae. Gene Ontology annotation, molecular function: protein kinase activity; ATP binding. The record is from RefSeq and is a predicted model, not a curated record. Gene Ontology annotation, biological process: protein phosphorylation.
GGGUAAGCCCCAUGAGGAGUGAGGAGGAGGAGACCCCCUAGUGCCUUCAGCGGACCCCCUAGUGCCUUCAGCGGCCCUGGAGAAGACUCCUCCACCAAAAGGCUGUCUGACCAUGUCCGAGGGCGAGCCGAAGACCGCCGCGCCCGCGAGGGGCCACAAGGUGGACCCCAAGGCCCCCGGCGCCCUGCAACCCCAGCAGGGGCCGGGCGUGACCCCCAUGUCCCCCCCGGUGUCCGCCAGGGCCCCGCCCGCCACCACGGCCACGGAGGACGAGGACGAGAGCGAGGACGAGUCAGAGAUCCUGGAGGAGAGUCCCUGCGGUCGCUGGCAGAAGCGCAGGGAGGAGGUGAAUCAGCGCAAUGUCCCAGGAAUAGAUGCUGCCUACUUGGCCAUGGACACAGAGGAGGGGGUGGAGGUGGUGUGGAACGAAGUCAUGUUUUCUGAGAGGAAGAACUUCAAACUGCAGGAGGAGAAGGUGAACGCAGUGUUUGAUAACCUGAUCCAGCUGGAGCACCUCAACAUCGUCAAGUUCCAUAAAUACUGGGCCGACCUCAAGGAGAACCGCGCACGGGUGAUCUUCAUCACAGAGUACAUGUCCUCUGGAAGCCUGAAGCAGUUCCUCAAGAAAACCAAGAAAAAUCACAAGACUAUGAAUGAAAAGGCCUGGAAGAGAUGGUGCACUCAGAUCCUCUCAGCGCUCAGUUACCUUCACUCCUGCGACCCUCCCAUCAUCCACGGGAACCUGACAUGUGACACCAUCUUCAUCCAGCACAACGGCCUCAUCAAGAUCGGCUCAGUGGCUCCAGACACCAUCAACAACCACGUGAAGACAUGCCGCGAGGAGCAGAAGAACCUGCACUUCUUCGCUCCAGAAUAUGGAGCGGUCAGCGACGUCACCACCGCCGUGGACAUCUACUCCUUCGGCAUGUGUGCCCUAGAGAUGGCGGUGUUGGAGAUCCAAGGGAACGGGGAGUCGUACGUCUCCCCGGAGGCCAUCGUUCACGCCAUCCAGUCCCUGGAGGACCCCCUUCAGAGGGAGUUCAUCCAGAAGUGUCUGGAGGCGGACCCCAGCCGGAGGCCCACGGCCCGGGAGCUGCUCUUCAACCAGGCGCUGUUCGAGGUCCCGCUGCUCAAGCUGCUGGCGGCCCACUGCAUCGUCAGCCACCAGCACAUGAUUGCUGAAAACGCCUUGGAAGAGGUCACCAAGAACAUGGAUCCUAACCUGAUCCUCGCAGAGAGUAGAGCCGGCGUCCAGCUCAAACUCUCCCAGUUCCCGGCCUUGGAGCUGGAUAAGUUCAUGGAGGAUGUGAGGAAUGGGAUCUACCCCCUGACCGCCUUCGGGCUGCCCGGCUCCCAUCAGCCCCAGCAGGAAGUGGUCAAGUCACCCAUCGCUACGCCCUCUGUCAAAUCACCCACGCCCGAGCCCACCGAAAUGGAGACACGCAAGGUUGUCCAUAUGCAGUGUAACAUUGAGCCAAUCGAAGAGGGAGCAAAACAUCAUUUGACAUUACUGUUGAAACUGGAAGACAAAUUGAAUCGACAUCUAAGCUGUGACUUGUUACCUAAUGAAAAUGUUCAAGAGCUGGCUGGAGAGUUGGUUCAUCUGGGAUUCAUCAGUGAGGUGGACCAGAGCCGUCUCGUCUCCGUCCUCACCGAAGCCUUCACCAAGUUCUACAGUCGGAACGGCUCCCUCAACCCGGUCACCGUGUCCUCCUAGGAACCCCGCCUCCCCCUGGCUCUGUCGCCGUGGCGACGCUCUCAUCCUCUGUGGCACUGCUUUUCCUUAACGACUCCAAUCAAUCAGGGCAAUGAAGCAUUCCUACUGGCCGGCCCGCGAGGCCAUGAGGUGGCGACACUGUAAAACAAUGUAAACUUUCUAUUGGUAAGGGGCAGUACUACUUUUUAACGGGCGGAGGUAAAGCUCUAUGAAGCCAUAUGCAGCAGGGGGGGGGGAAGUCUCACAAGGAUUCAUGACUGUCAGACGCCGGGGGUUUGAAACAAAUGUAUUUUGAGUCGCCUAACUUGCAGCAACUGAUCCCCCCCCCCCCCCGAGAAGAUGAACCAAAGAGGCCCCCAGCUUUAGUCCACAAGGCUGGUAUUAACGUUGUGUUCAAGCGAACGCAGUCUAGCUGCAGACCCAGAGAGCAGACUCUUGCUGAGGCAGAGAGCCCACUGCGAUAGCGUCUGGGGCUACCGGUUUACAGGUUAAUAUGUAAUGCAUGUUCAGCUUCCCACCGCCACUUUAAAAACACGGCCAUAGAGUCAGAACACGGCUAGACACAACCGUUUAGAAUCGCAGAAGAACGCCUAAACCUCACUCAUCUAUCGCAGAUUCUGACUUGUAUAUCUGAGCUUGAGUUUCUGUGUUGGAUGCUGUAUGUGGUCUUCUGGUUUCUGGUGUUGGUCCACACAGAGACCUGAAUCACGUCUUGAUUCAGGUCUCUGUGGGGACCAACACCUCCCUUCCCUCAAGCCCCACCAACCCUGCACUUGCUACUCCAACCCAUCCACUCUGUUCUGUUUUGCACUGCCUUAUCAAGGGGAAGGCCCGUUUACCGAUUACCGCUCACCCCGUGCUCUCGCUCUCUGUACCUAGUUCUGCUUUCACAACUCCAAACUACACGGCCUUUACUGUGGCCUUAACGUGAUUGUAUUCGACCUGGACAGAGGUUCAUAGUUGUGAUUCUGUUCGUUACGUGGUCUUGUUUUUUGCAAUAUUGCCCUAGAAGUAUUUAAGGGGAAUUGUUCUCCGUGGAAACGUCCUCCUGUAGGUCUUUACCCAGGCGUGUUUUAAGGCGCAACACGGGGUGGGGGUGAGACACGUGGCGAGGGUGAGACACCUGGUGAGGGUGAGACAGGAGGCAAUGUGUCGGUGUUACUGUCCACAGGUUUUACAUGUGUGCCUUGCUCCUAGCGCUGUUCAGUGUGCUACCGUUUGUUGUGGUCGCCAUUUCGGAGUCCUACUCCCCCCCCCCCCCCCCCCCCGGGUCCUUUUGUAUCGUUACCAUGGUGACCCGCAUGUUACCGGAGCGCCUUGCCUCAUACGGUGGAAUGUUAUUUAUAAUAGGACGUCUUUUGACGUGACUUUUUUUUUUUUUUUUUACUCGUUAUAUACUGUGACGUUACAUAAUGGCUGCCUUCUCCUCCAGUCUGAGCCAUGCGUGAGGCAGGGGGUUCGGCCUCUUGGUCGGGUUGAUGAUGGACCAUGUGAUCCAAACUAGAGUUGCCUAUUGGUUGAGAUCUCAUCAACACUGUAGCUUUCACACAUGGCUGGAGCCCAUACAUAAAAAUGAUAUUUUUUACAUAAUGUCUGGACUGUUGUAAUAGGAGGUCUCAGACAAAGUAUUGUUUAGUUUGUUGAAUUCUGGGCUUGCUAAACUUAGCAAGUAUUUAAGGGGAAAUGGGCUGGCUACACUGCAAGCCCAGGAAGUCCUAGUGCUUUGAUACAGGGCCGGGUGAUCUGAAAGCAUGUGAUCUGUUGUUGGGUCCAUAGGGGGCGAUAUUGGGCGCAUACGAUUUGGCUUACCCUUUUUCUCUAAGAAGUAAUGUGUGCCUUUUGUGAUGAACAGGGAGAUUCUCUUUGGGCUUACCACGUUUCACUGACUAUUGCAUGCUCCGCUUGCAACGUCCUGUAGGUUCAGCCAUUCCCAAAGUAAGAUGAUAAACAUGUUCAAUAGAAAUAUUCAUGUUCGACUUUUGUUUGUUUAACACUUCUCUCAAUAAACUUAUUUCAAGCUGCUAUGA